This is a messenger RNA of Arabidopsis lyrata subsp. lyrata, 2255 nucleotides long. RefSeq names its product probable RNA polymerase II transcription factor B subunit 1-3. The transcript is spliced from 10 exons. The coding region runs from base 1147 to 1869 and encodes 240 amino acids. The record is from RefSeq and is a predicted model, not a curated record. Gene Ontology annotation, biological process: transcription by RNA polymerase II; nucleotide-excision repair; transcription by RNA polymerase I. Gene Ontology annotation, cellular component: transcription factor TFIIH core complex; transcription factor TFIIH holo complex. NCBI's taxonomy places the organism in Eukaryota, Viridiplantae, Streptophyta, Magnoliopsida, Brassicales, Brassicaceae.
AUAUUUAUCUUGAAAGAAAAUUAAUCAAUAUGUUUUUGUGUUUCUGAUAAAUUGAAUGCUACAGACACCAAACUUGUCUUAAGGAUGGCUAUAUGGGCUUUGGAUACUCCAGAUCCAGCCAACAUUUUACUAGUGGCAGGAGACGGUGACUAUCAAGACAUAGUUGACCAUUUAAGAACACGCGGCCACAACGUUAUGCUUGCCCAGAUUAUACGAAGCUCUAAUCUAAUGUUAAAGAUUACGUCAAAAAUUAUUUGGGAGUGGGGAGAUCUAGCGUCGGGAAGGGGUCCACUUAGGGAAGAAGGGAAUUUGCACAUACGAGAGAAGUACUUGCGCAAAUAUCUAGGAAACAGACCCAAAAGUCAGAUAGCCGAAGCUCCCUCCAUCAGAUGUGAACUAUGCUAUCAUCUUCUCCCAUUGCCCAAGAAACCUGAGAAGUUGCAAUGUCGAUGUUCUUACAUGAUUGAUCUGACAUCAACCACACCUCUAACCCCUCUAACAACCCUACUUUGAAUUACUCUUUCUUUAAACUCUUUCCUUUUGUUCUUUCUUUGAAUAGAACUUUUGACUCUUUCCUUUACUAUGGGUUAAGAUCGAAUUUUAGGUUACAAUUUUUGUAACUGAUUUGGGGAAGAACAAACAGUGUAUUCUUCUUUGGAGUUAAUUAUGAUCCUGAACGAUGCGUUUCAUUGAAUUACAAGGAAGCUUCUUUACGAAAGAAACAGGGAUACAUGGUUCUGGUUCUGUCUUCUUGCUGACACAGUCAAAGUGACUCACGAGCUUAAUUGAUCGACCAAUUUUAACGCGCUUUUGGAACCUUGGGCAUAUAUCAAUGGAGAAGCAAGUCAAAUAUAAGAGGUCUGUGAAUGAUCCAACAACUCUUAGAUCCCUCAAAAUAGUAAGAAUACUUUGAACUCUUUGGUAUCAGAUUUGAAGCUUAUGGUUCAGACUCACAACAUCAAAAGUAAAAGGGUUUGAUUUCCCAAAUUGGUCAUAUUUGUUAAUCAGUUUCAUCACGACUAAUUUUCUCAGAAUGAUUAUUGGAUAGUAGACGAUGUGUUGCCUGUAAUUUCCAUUGUGCCAUGUUAAAUUUAUCAGGUCAGAAAUAUACCAAAGAAGGAAGGCGUCAUAUCUUUGAGUUUGAAAAUGAUCCCAACAUGCAUGCUUGCCGUGAUUUCAUCAGACCAUGGGAUCCAGCGCUAUGGCACCAAUGACGUUGUUGAACCACUGAACGACCAGCUUAGGAGGUCACUUUUACAAGAUCUUAAUCGUCAUGCUGCUGUUGUAUUGGAAGGAAGAUGCAUCGAUGUUGAGUCUGAAGGUACGAGAAUUGUUGCAGAGGCUCUCACACGGGCGAAACAAGUAAGCAAAGCUGAUGGUGAAAUCACCAAGGACGCUAAUCAGGAGAGGUUGGAGAGAAUGUCCCUUGCAACAGAAAUGGAGGAUCUUCAAGCACCACAAAACUUCCCAUUAGCACCACUCUCUAUCAAGGACCCUCGUGAUUACUUUGAAUCUCAACAAGGAAACAUCCUCAGUGAACCCAGAGGAGCAAAGGCGUCAAAGAGAAAUGUCCAUGAAGCUUAUGGAUUACUAAAAGAAUCCAUUUUGGAGAAUAGAAUGACGGGAUUAAGUGAUCCUUUGAUUAAACCUGAAGUUUCCUUUGAGGUUUUCAGUUCGUUGACCCGAACUAUCUCAACUGCCAAAAAUAUUGUUGGGAAGAACCCGCGAGAGAGCUUUCUGGACAGAUUACCAAAGUCCACUAAGGAUGAAGUUAUACAGACAUCCUCCAGUGUCCUAACACUGGACAUCAAUACAAGAAUUACUGAGACAUUUUUGGUCAUCUUACCCAAUAACAACGACAUAUCUUAGUACCAAGGUUGGUAAACUGAAGGAUGCAAUGUCCAAUACUUAUUCACUACUCGAUUGGUGUAACCGUGUAAUGGUCCAUUAGUAGUUUGUGGUUGGGUGAAAGUAAAGAGAAGUAGUUGUUAGCCACAUAGCGAUUAAAGACUGUUUUACUGUUUGACGGUAAAACAUAAGUUGCAGUCGUCGGCGGAAGUGGUAAUGGAAGCGGCGGUGACGGUGGUGGUAGCCAGCAUCACGACGGCGCUGAAACUGAUAGGAAGAAGAAACGUUAUCAUCGUCACACCUCUCAACAGUUUAAUUUCCUAUUUGGUUUUUUUCCAAUUUAUUGAAUCACAUUUGUUUUCACAUUAUAACAGAGAAUCCCCCAUUUAUAAACAUCCGUUCACUCA